Adelges cooleyi (spruce gall adelgid) is the source of this 2385-nucleotide messenger RNA. RefSeq names its product FMR1-interacting protein NUFIP1-like. The coding region runs from base 211 to 2199 and encodes 662 amino acids. Gene Ontology annotation, molecular function: actin binding; microtubule binding. Gene Ontology annotation, cellular component: cytoplasm; actin filament. Lineage: Eukaryota; Metazoa; Arthropoda; Insecta; Hemiptera; Adelgidae. Gene Ontology annotation, biological process: actin filament polymerization. The transcript is spliced from 6 exons. The record is from RefSeq and is a predicted model, not a curated record.
ACGUGGGGUAUGAUACUCUGAUGAUGUUAUUAUGAACAACAAAAAUCACACAAUUUACUCGACAUUUAUCUUAUAUGAGUAUUAUAUAAUUAUUAAGUCGACUUCUUCGUUAGAAGUUACAGUUUUUUAUUUUUAGGUGCAAAAUUAAAAAUAAUCAAUUUUUUUGUAUAUUCACCACGCUUUGAAAAAGGACUUCUAUAGGAAAUAACAAUGAACCCACCUCCGCGUAUGUUUAAUUCAAAUAUUCAACCUCCAUACCAAACAAAUUUAGCUUACCAACAACCUCAACAGUUACCAUACCAACAACCACCGCCUCCAUAUCAAACAUCACCGAGACCUUUUCAGCCACCACCUCAACAGUUUGGACCUAGAUUUCAGACGCCAAAUCAACAACACUUCACACCACCAAAUCAAUUUUAUAAUCCUCAUAAACAACACCACGAUCAUCAAGGUCCUCCUUACCAACAGACUACUCCAUCUCCUCAACCAUUUUAUCCACCGUCUACACCUCCCGGCUUCGAUCAAUUACCAAAACCCCCAUACCAAUCUCCUGGCGCGAACUAUGAACCUGUACCGCCAAAUCUUCCUUAUCCACCACCGUCGAAUUCUCACUUCAAUCAAGCGCCCAUACCUCCUCCAUCAGGGCCUAACUUCAAUCAAGCACCUAUACCUCCUCCAUCAGUACCUAACUUCAAUCAAGCACCUAUACCUCCUCCAUCAGGACCUAACUUCAAUCAAGCGCCAAUUCCACCAGUAUAUCAACCUCCAGGUCCAAUGUAUCAACAACCUGUUCAAAGUUAUAACCGACCUCCGUACGCAGUUCCUCCUCAACAGAAUUACAACCAAAUGUUAACACCACAGUCUCCAACUCGCAGAUUUUGCCAAGUACCGAACAAUCCUUAUCAAGCCCACGGACAGCGUGUUGAAAUUCAACGAUAUCCACAACAGCACGAACCUCCGUACAAUUUAUCUGGACAAGAAUUCAAUCAAUCGAGACCUCCUUAUAGGCCGCCCGGACAACAAUUCAGACAACCUUUUAGACAUCAAAACGCUAGAUUUGGAUCGCCACCAAACAAUUUUUCCAGACCACAAUUUCACCCGAGGCAACAGCACCAUCAAAAUUACCGUACGAACGACCCUUCUAGUUUCAACAAUCAACAGAAAUUUUUCAGUGAACCAAAAAAAGAUAAACCACAAAUUGCAUGCAACAAAGGCGAUUGUGAUUUUGUAGGGCACGCUAGUGCCGUAAGAGAACAUCAAAAUUUGCAUCACAGAUUUGGUUUACACAAGAAAGUAUUGUACAGCAAUAGUUCGGAUGCCGUAAAAAAAUGGAUCGAAGAGAGGAAAAAAAAGUGGCCGACCAAAGAAAUUGCUCAACUAAAGUUAGAAAUUGAAGACGAAAAAAAGAAAAGGGGUGAACGUAUUGCCGAUGAAGAUUUUCAUAGAUUCAACAACAAAAAUGAUAAAUUUAAUCGCAACGGUAAUGGCGGACGCUUUAACAACAGAAAACGACCCAAAUUUGAUGGCACUUACACGGAACCUCCAGAAGAACCAAUGAAUGGAAACUUAAAUCGUUUUCCUGGCAUAAAUGAAAUACUAAUAAAAGAAGAAGCCAUGAAAGACGAGGCCCGAAAAUCUGGUUCCUUAAAGUUGUUAGAAGAAUAUGAAUGUAGUGAUAAUGCUAGUGAUGAUGAUAAUGAUGAAGAUGCCCCCGAAGAAGUGGCUAUUGUCAAAGAAUCCGCCUCACUAAAAAAUUAUUGUUCUUUGUCUACUAAAGAAUGUGAUGUUCAACAAGACCAAAUUUUGAUGACAAUCGAUGAUACAGAGCAAAACAAAGAUAAUAAUAUUACAACAAUGGACACAAAUGAUACGCAGGAAAAUGAAAAUGAAGAUUUGGCUUCUGCAAAUGACAAACCAGAAAAAAUUGAUAAAGAAAAUAAUAUGAAUAACAAUGAAAUAAAGGAAAAUGGUGAAAUCGAAAAUACUCAAAAAAGAAAAAGGCCCCAAAAAAAAGAUGGCAAACCGGUAAAGAAAGUUCCACCUCCCCGAACUCCAAGAAACGAAGUGAUGGAGAGAAAAGCUGCUCUUUUAGAAGCAUUGAUGGGCAAUUUGAUGCGCAGCGAGCGGAACACUAUAACACAGUGUAUUUGUUACAUAAGGAACAAUAUGGAUCGGUUCACCAAAAGUCAAACGGCUUAAUUUUUUAUUUUUUUAAAAAACAAACAGUAAUUCCUGAAAGUACAACUGGUUGACAAACAUUUCAAUAGAGCUUUCGAAGAUUAUUGAUUCUGUUGUUAUGUGAUAAAAUGUGAAAAUUGUUAAACAACAGUACAUCGAUUACAUUGAUUUUUUUAUUUAUUGUACUUUGCAAAUUGUUAAUAUUAU